This is a messenger RNA of Paramecium sonneborni, 1556 nucleotides long. NCBI's taxonomy places the organism in Eukaryota, Ciliophora, Oligohymenophorea, Peniculida, Parameciidae. The record is from the annotation of a GenBank genome assembly.
AUGUUUUAUCAAUACUUUCUAAUUAAGAAUAAUCCUUCUCUUUCCCGUCUAAGUGGACUCAAAACAACAGAACGAACAUGUGAUGUACUAUAAACCACUGCACAUACAAAUAAAUCUAGCAAAUAUAUUCAUGAAAAAUUCAACACCGAAUAAUCAACUAAUGAAGGCUAUUUAAUCAAAAGAUCAAAUGCUUUUUCUAAACAAAAUAAAUCCAAAAUCAAUAUGCUUAUAAACAACAUUAAAAAUACAUUCAAAACAGAAAUAGAAAAAGUUAAAGAGGAAUGUAGGAUUCGAUAAACUAAUCCAUAAAUAUAUAUGUAUUUUGUUUCAAUCUACUAUUUUUAGUUAAGAAAUGUUAUAACGUAAUAAAGAUGACAUCACAAUGUUAAUUGACAAAUUAAGAAGGAUUUUACUAAAUAAAUCUAAAAGAUCCUUUUGCAUUGAAAUUAUUUAAGAAAUCAAUAACCAAAUUUCUAAAAUUCGGAAUCUUGGUAUUUAACUUAAACUAUUACAUAGAUAUUAAAAUUAUGGUUAGUUUAGCACUAUCUAAAAUUGCUAAAUAUUAUAAUCUACUUCAUUAUGCUAUUUUGCUUGCUAAAAAUGCUAAACGAUUCUCUGACUCUGAAUCUAUGCUUAAGUAUAAAAUUAAAGCUUAUGAAAUCUUAUCUUAAUGUUUUCUUAAAUUAAGACUUAAAUAAGCAAAAACUUAUAUAACCAAAUAUUUAAUGUGUAGUUGGAAAUUGGAUAAACCUAAUGAAGAAUUAAAAGGGUAUGAUCAAAUGGGAAAAUAUUAUUUUUAUGAAGGAAACAUAGAAAUGGCUUAGUUUUUUCAUAAUAAAAUGAUAAAUGGAGAUACUUUAGUAAUCAUCCUAUAUAUGUUAGAAACCUAAUUCAUCUUUAAAGAGAUUAGCUGUUGCUAAAUUUGAAUAAGGUUCAGUAGGAAAAAGCAAAAAGGAGAAACAAUCUGUAAACACUGAAGAAGCAAAUUUUAAUAUAUCUUCUGAUGAUGAACCAUUUGAAGUUAUCUUUGCAUAAGACAAAGAUGAAAACUUAUAAAAAGCAAAACAUAAUUUUGAACUUAUGACAAAUAAUUAAAAGAAAAAACCUUCACUUUUACAUUAUUAAGUAAGAAAACAACCAUUGUUUGAUAAAACAAAUUUAAAAAGAGCAUAUUUAGAAUAAAAAAAUGCGAAUUCUUUUAUUAGGUACAAAUAAUAUAAUCAUAGAAUUCCAAAACCUCAAUAAACUUAAUCCCUACUAACUGAUAGAGGUACUUUGGAUCUUAGUAAAAUUAAGGGAUUAUCUCAUGCUCAUAUUCAACUUGGAGAACUCAAGAAUCCAGUUUUAUUAAAUCAUUUAAGCCCAAAUAGAUGUUUAGUAAAUUACUAACAUAUUGAAUUAAAUAAAGCCCCUUAAUCAUAUAAAAAUGCAGAAGAGAUUGAACCUUUAUUUGAUGUUGGUGAUAUCCAAAAAAUGUCUAAAAAUUUAAGCAAAUUAAUUGCAAUAUUGACAGGAGUUGAAGAAUGGCUUCAAGCAUCGGGCGAAUUAUACUGAUG